Messenger RNA from Heterocephalus glaber (naked mole-rat), 2833 nucleotides. The record is from RefSeq and is a predicted model, not a curated record. NCBI's taxonomy places the organism in Eukaryota, Metazoa, Chordata, Mammalia, Rodentia, Bathyergidae.
GGUCACUUCAUUCCUAGAAUUGUACCAGUAGAGGGUUUUUUGUUGUUGUUUUUUGUUUGUUUUGUUUUGGUUGCCCCUCCUCAUCCUCUCUGCUUUUAGGAGAUCUUGAAGAAGCCUCAUAUCCAGGAGCGAUGUGCAGUUAGAGAAAACACACCAAAACUCAAAGUUUGUUGAAACAAAAGAAGCUACUGUAAGAGUCAUGGGGCCGGGGAAUUUAGCUCAGUGGUGCCGCGCUUGCCCAAGUGCAAGGACUUGAGUUUGCUCCUUGGUACCAGAGAGGGUAAAAAGAGUCAUAUAGAAGGCUAGUUCUGGUAGUGCAUUCACACCUGUGAUCCCAGCACUCUGGGAGGCUGAGGAGGAUCCCAAGUGUAAACCCAGCCUGGUCAAAUUAGGGAUUUAGCAAAACCCUAUCUCAAUACAAAAGAAUUUAAAAAGGACUGGGGAUUGAGCACAGUGGGAAGGCCCUGGGUUCAAUCUCCAGCAUCACAAAAAAAAAAAAAAAAAAGUAAGAGAGAGUAUUCAGUCACCAUGUUCCGGCACCUUCACGUUUCGACAGCAUUUCUAAUUAAAAAGUCAUUUUUAAAACAUCAAUAAAAAAGCAGCUGCCACUAGUUCAGGCGCCCUAAGGCUGUACAAAGAAGACCAGGCUCCAUCUGGACCUGCAGCAAUCCGGCAAUAAGGGGGUUGGUGGCUACCCCCCUCCCCCAAAGAAAAAUAAACUCUAGGGGAACUGUAUAAAAUGCAACACCCUGACGUUUUGAAGACGUGUCAUGUUCAAGCAUGUCCUCUCCGACGAGGCCGGCUUCGAGGCCUGCUUCGUCUCUCCUCUAUUCCCAUUCUGGGCCUCACCUCAGCGUAGCGCGCUAUGCCCCCUCACUCAGCCCAACUUCACAGGUCUGCGCCUGGUCCUGGCGACCCUCAUGCAGGACGAGCGCAAGGCCAGCUGCCCUCUCGCUGCACAGGCCACUCAGCGGUAUUGGUUAUGGGGGGCAGGACCUCUGACCGAGGGUGCGCCUGGCCUGGCUAUCGCCGCCUGGCUUCACCUCGCAGAACCCCCCUCGCCAAACCAGCAGUCGGGUGCUGGCGGCUCCCGGGCGUGGCGCUGCAUCACCCCGCGGCCCGCCUCGCCGCCACCUUCGACAUGCUGGGAAGCGCGGCGGCGGCAACUUUGCAAGUCGUGUCUCCCGCACCGCGUCCCCAGGCCUUGCGCUGGUCGCGUUCUCGGCGCCACGUGGAGGGCUCUCGGGCGCGGCUGGGCUUGCGCAGUGCGGGCUGCCUGUGCCCCAUCCGGGGGCUGGAGGUUCGGUGCCGAGGGCGGGCUAGGAAACCUGUGCAGGUCCCCGGGGAGCCUGGGAGGGAAACCGAAGACUCUCCUUCGGGGCCACAGCCUCACCUCGAGCUCUUGGAGCUUGUUUGGCGAGGGUUUAGCCACCUGCCCCCGCUCCACGGUGUCCGUAGGAUUCUAUGCAUGACUGUGGAACAAGACCACACCCACUGGUCGGACACUGGAUCAACGCAUCUACACCAGUGUGGACAACCCUGGUCACUCUUUCAUCAAGACUUUGGGCAUGGUGGCUGGAAAUGAGACCUGUGAGGUAGGGGGCCCCCAUAGUCUCCCUACUGACUCAAGUCAUCUUCCCAGUACUGUAAUUCCAGUUUAUUCCCCCUAAAAUUUUUUCACUUUCUCUCAAGACUAUUGGACCAUCCAUAAUGAAGUUUUCUGAACCAAUAAAAUUGAUCCAUAACUCAAGGUUAGGGAGGGAUUUCCUUUCUGUAACCACCUCUCUUGACUCACCUUCAGAUGUUUGCUGACCUGUUUGACCCUGUGAUCCAAGAGUAACAUGAUGGAUAUGACCCCCCAGAUGUUGAAGCACACCAUUGACCUGGAUGCCAUAAGGCAGGCCAAGUAUUCUACUUCUGAUUUGUGUUGCUGUAUGCAACAUUCUGUUGUUCCAGUCCCUAUACUUUGAUUGUUUCUUGACUCAUAGUCAUUAUAUUAUUGAUGUUGAUGGAGGGAAAGAAUCAUAUUUUAAGGAAUGGCAGAGAUGGAGAAGACAAGGUAGAUGAAAAUGACCAUGCCCUCAGGUAGGAAGUUUGGGGAAAAGUCCUCAGUGUCCUCUUCAGUUAGAGUGCUUGUCCAGUGGGCCCCUCCUUCUAUUGCUUGUACGAGGAAAUCACCGGGAGCCCUCUGAUCCCUAAGAUCUCUCUUUCCCCAAGAACCCACAUUUCCACCCUGAGGGUUUCUGUGACUUAUAUUCAUUUUCCUUUUUCCUCAGAUGCAUUCUGGCUCCUCCAUGAAAGGCAUUUAUUGUCCUCAAGAGUCAGAACUGGCUGAAGUACCUGGUGACUCAGUCUGCUUGCAGCCUGCAUUUAGGCAGAAUGAUGAGAGGUGGAAGGUGUUGUGUGGACGCACUGAGUAGCCUAAAGGGUGAUCUGGCUGGACAUCACUGCAGGCUAAGUGAGAUGACAGAGGCUGAGCAGCAGCAGUUUGUUGAUGAGAGGGGCCUUGAGAGCGAGCCAGGUGGGGAGAGCAGAUGGUAAAAAGGGCCACAGGAAAAGCUGGGCCAGAAAAGAUAGAUGGGCUCUGAGUGGCCCAGUGGCCACCAAAAGGAUUCUUAGCCCGAGUCGCUUUGCUCUCCCCAGGACCACUUUCUGUUUGAUAAGCCCACAUCUCCAUGCUGACGACAGGAGGAGUGGAUCAAGACUGGCCAAUGUUACUUACAUAUGAGACUGCUCCUUACCUAUUUUAUUCUCCAUGCCGACAAAAAUUCUUUUUUCCUCUAUCUCUCCCAAUUCUUGUCUUGCCUCUUGAUCACUUUACCUCCUGGCCCCA